AAGUCUCAACCUCUCUCUUUCCAUCUCUCUCUCUCUCUCUCUCUCUCUCUCUCAUUCAAUUUAACAAUUUUUUUUUAAAUCAAAUCAAAUCUCUGAAUCCUUUUUUUUCUGAGAAACUAUAAACCCAAAAGAGUGGCCUCCACCUCCAACCCAUUCCUCCAAGAAACAAGAAGAUUCCCAUUAUACAAAGAAGAAAAAAAAGAGGUUAACCAAAAAAAAAAAAAAAAAAAGGCACCCAACUCACCAAAACCCUCACUUUUUUUUUUUUUAAAAAAAAUUCUUUUUUUUUUCUUUGAUUCUCCCCUUCAUCACUUUCCUCACAUCUAACAAAAAUACCACCAUUCUAUUAACACUUGCAGCAUGUCCAAUUUCUGAGAGAAACCCUAAUAUCCAACGCGAAUUUGGGGGAACCUAGAAAACAAGCCGAGGGACUGAAAUUGCCGCGACAUUUCGACGAAAACAAGGAAGUAGAAUAUUGGGCAUCCACAAAAAUCCGAGAUUUUCCCGAGAAAAUGUCUCAGCUGAAGCAAAUGUCGCACAUCGAUAGUGCCCCAUCAACACCGGGGAAGUUCAAGAUGGAGAAAAAUUCGUACUUCAACCGUGUCCGGUGGCACACUUCGGUUGCCAAGCUCACCCUUUGGUCCUUCGUCUUCUUGGCGGCGAUCUUGAUCUUCUUUUUCCGGUCGCCGGCGACCUCUCCGAUUCCGGCGGACCCAUCCCGGCGAUCCCUGAGGACCUACAGUUGGGGAGGUUCGGCUUGGGAGAAGCGGGUCCGGUCCUCGGCCCGGGUCCGGUCCAGAAACGGGUUCUCCGUUCUGGUGACCGGAGCCGCCGGGUUUGUUGGGACCCAUGUCUCCGCCGCCCUGAAACGCCGUGGUGAUGGGGUUGUUGGCAUUGACAAUUUCAAUGAUUAUUAUGACCCUUCAUUGAAGCGUGCAAGGCAAGGCCUUUUGGAAAGAAGUGGGGUGUACAUUGUGGAAGGUGAUAUCAAUGAUGAUGCACUUCUUAGGAAGCUAUUUGAGGUUGUGGCUUUUACACAUGUGAUGCAUCUUGCUGCUCAAGCUGGUGUGAGGUAUGCUAUGGAGAAUCCUGGUUCUUAUGUGCAUAGUAACAUUGCUGGUUUUGUGAAUUUGCUUGAGGUUUGUAAGUCUGUGAAUCCACAACCUGCAAUUGUGUGGGCUUCUUCAAGUUCAGUUUAUGGAUUGAACACUAAGGUUCCAUUUUCUGAGAAGGAUAGGACUGAUCAACCUGCUAGUUUGUAUGCUGCUACAAAGAAAGCUGGUGAAGAGAUUGCUCACACUUAUAACCAUAUAUAUGGCCUUUCAUUGACUGGUUUAAGGUUUUUCACUGUUUAUGGACCUUGGGGUAGGCCUGAUAUGGCAUACUUCUUUUUCACAAGGGAUAUUUUGAAGGGGAAGGCGAUACCAAUCUUUGAGGCGGCGAAUCAUGGAACAGUUGCUAGGGAUUUUACUUACAUUGAUGACAUUGUGAGGGGUUGUUUGGGUGCGUUGGAUACUGCAGAGAAGAGCACUGGCAGUGGUGGGAAGAAGAGGGGACCGGCUCAGUUGAGGGUGUUCAAUUUGGGGAAUACUUCGCCUGUCCCAGUUAGUGAACUUGUGAGUAUUUUGGAGAGGCUCUUGAAGGUUAAGGCUAAGAGGAACAUAAUGAGAUUGCCGCGAAAUGGGGAUGUGCAGUUUACUCAUGCUAACAUUAGCUAUGCCCAGAGAGAGCUUGGGUAUAAGCCAACCACGGAUCUAUCGAAUGGUUUGAAGAAAUUCGUGCGGUGGUACCUGAAUUACUAUUCUGGUGGGAAGAAAGCUGUUGAGUAACAGAUUCUUUUUAACUAAGUGAUACGAUCUUUGAAUUCUUGUUCAUUAUUAUGAUUCUUGUGAUUGUUCCCUAUCAUUUUCUCUGUUUGUUGCAAGAUCACCAUGCUUCAUGCGUGUCAAAGAUGCCAUAUUAGGAGAAACCUUAUUUCCUGCACUGAGCAAGUUUUGUUGUUGGUGGAGAUUAAUUCCUGGGCACCUAUUUACAGUGUCAAAGAAAACAUCAUAUUCUUCUCUUUUAUUCUUUUUCCCUGAAUGUAAUUGCUGUAGUUUUAGAAAUGUAGCAUUUACUACCGAUAGAGCAUAUGCUGAUUGGUGGCAGUGUAUAAUUGUUAAGAAAAUUUAGUAAAAGCACACAAUAGUUUGAUUUCCAGUUUUUGGACUGAAUGAAUCAAUAAGACAUGUAUUUUAUUUGCAUAUGUAAUAUUUAAGCUAUAA
Molecule: messenger RNA, 2264 nt
Organism: Gastrolobium bilobum
Lineage: Eukaryota; Viridiplantae; Streptophyta; Magnoliopsida; Fabales; Fabaceae
Product: UDP-glucuronate 4-epimerase 3
Exons: 1
Coding region: 513-1829 (438 amino acids)
Source: RefSeq, a predicted model, not a curated record